This is a messenger RNA of Corythoichthys intestinalis (scribbled pipefish), 3311 nucleotides long. It is a transcript of the gene mbd1b, whose product is annotated as methyl-CpG binding domain protein 1b. Gene Ontology annotation, molecular function: zinc ion binding; DNA binding. The record is from RefSeq and is a predicted model, not a curated record. Lineage: Eukaryota; Metazoa; Chordata; Actinopteri; Syngnathiformes; Syngnathidae. The transcript is spliced from 17 exons. Bases 310 to 2655 code for a protein of 781 amino acids.
UUUACAGUAAGUUAAAAGUGACUUCAACGCAAAUGUUUUGUUAACUUUUUGUCCUAACGUAGAUUCCGUCCGUGCCUGUAAUUCACUAGCUAGCUAGCUAGCUAGCUGUAUUGGUAAUAGAGGAACACCGUGGAAUCGUGGUGUUGCUACUGUCAAGAAGAUAAAUAUUGUAGACCACAAGCAACAAACUGAAUCCUCGCAUGGUGGUGAAAUGUUCUACAUCAAAUAGGAUGCUCGAAGGUAAAUAGAGCUAGACGGACCUGGCCAUCCUUUGAAAACACCCUUGAUAGUUUUUAUGGUGUUGCACCAAUGGACAUGGAAGUCCUGCACACUCCCGGGAGCAACGGGGAACCACUGCAGCCUCUCAGGUACGAGCCAGCAAAAGAUGCAGGUCAAAGCACAGAGAAGACCAGCGAAGUACAAAAUGCAAUUACUCGUGAUACAAGAGAAGGCCCAGUGCCACAUGUUGGAGAAGCACAAGGAAGGGAGAAUCAGAUAGAGGAAGAAAAGCCCGUGGUUGACUGUCCCCCCACUGACUGGUUGGAGCCUCUUGAAGAUGAUGAUCAGUGUGAAGAUGAUGAAAGCGUAGCAGGAGGAAGUGAAUGGAGUCAUAGCGCAAUGGGCAAUGAGAAUGUUUUAAAAACAGUAAACAGACUUAUUCGAACCAAACGCAAGCGUACACAUCCCGACGAGGGAUGGUUUGACUUCCCUGAACUUGGAGAGGGUUGGAAGCGCAAAGAGGUUAUUCGGCAGUCUGGUUCUAGUAUUGGUCAAAUGGAUGUCUAUUACCUCAGUCCUCAAGGUUUUCGAGUAAGAAGCAGAGUAGAGCUGAUGACGUUGUUUGAUGGCGGACGCGACAUAUCAAAAUUUGACUACAAAGCAGGGAAAUUCCAUAAUGGUGAAGUGCGAAGAAGUCGAGGAGGAAGAAAGAGGAAAGUUCGGGAACGUUCCUCCUCAGAGUCCAGUUGGAUGGAGAGAGGCGAGGGUGCGGACACUCCAGACUCAGGCCCCAAGCGUGGUCCCAGCAAUUGGGCCAAAGCCUUCCUCUCAAAGGAGCAUUCUUACCAACAACCUGUCAGUGAAGAUGUAGUACCCAGUAUUAAAAUUAAAUUGUGCGUGCCGUCAUCAAACAAACCACACCUCUCUAUAAAAGGACAACCUGGCCCAGAUGAUAAAACAUUAUUGUGUUCCAAAUGUGGUAUGUCUUUCAUUGGCACAUGGUACGACAGACAAAGGAAGAGACCCAGCUGUCCUUCAUGUUGGGCCACAAAGACAAUUGAGCACCCAUUGAUUCGUAUGCGGAAGCGGAUUCCAUGUGGGCAGUGUGUAGGAUGUCAUAUGACGGUAGACUGUGGCCAGUGCGCCAAUUGCAAGAAUCCUGAAAACCGAAAACGCAUCUGUAGAAUGCGCAAAUGUCUCUGUCCAAUUCGCAGAGCGACUGAAACAGAAAGUCUCAUACCAAAGAUGCCAGAGAACGACAUUUCUGAAUUAUUGGAUGACAGCAUAAGUUUGCAGGAGGAACCUACAGACUCUCAGCAGCUGGAUCUAAAAAGCAACGAAACAGAGAACUUUGACUUUGACGAUGAUGAUGACUACUCAACCGAUGAUGAUGACGAUUGGCAUAGGAAGCGGAAGCGACGUGCCUGUGGAGAAUGUAACGCAUGCCUCUGCAGGAAGGACUGCGGCACGUGUGAUUUUUGUGUUGACAAACCCAAGUUUGGCGGCAGCAAUAAAAAGAGGCAAAAGUGUCGCCUUCGACAGUGCCAGAGACAGGCAAUGAGGCACUUGCUCCCUUUCCAGAUGUCUCAUGCUGAUUGUAGGUCGGAUGAUCCAUCACUGCCAGGCAGGCCAAGGCCUCAUUACACAUACAGUCGAAAGACAAAUUUAAAAAGGAAUAAAUUGCCGCCGGGUGCUUGGGACUUAAGUGAUGAGGAUGACGACUUCAAUGACAUUAAUUGGAGCUUAGAACCUUCAAGCAGUAACAGACACGACAUGAACUUGAUGGACAAAUCCAAACAGUUAAAUCGUUCAAUUUUGGAAGAUCAAGAAAUGGCAAAAAGAGACUGUCUCCCAGACAAAAGUAAAGAUUCUCAAAAUCGGCAAAAUGAAAGGGAAGAAGAGGAGUCUCACCUUGAAACAGAUUGCCCAAGGCAAGCUGAAGAGGAAAAUCAUGAGUUGCCCAUGAUAACACAGAUCUUCAGUUUGGCCGAUAACCCUGUCGAAACAGUGGAUGAAAUGGAUAACCAACUAUUGAACUUGCUCAAUUCUUUGCGCAGCACCUCACUGCCGAUCCUCUGGUAUGCCGUAAUGGCGCAGGGCCCACAGAUUCAGCUUGUUCAGUGUUCAAAACAAUCCAAUAUGUCCGAUACCAUAGUGGUGAUCGACACAAACCUCAUAUAUCAUGUCACCGUUCAAAAGCAACCGCUUUUACCCACCCACUCACUCUAUCGUAAAUUCCCGCACAAAUUGACCUCUGUGACUGAAGUGGUCAGUCUGCUUUUGGGUCUGGAGAAAUACACCAUAUGCCAUGGGCUGCCCCCCAAGGGCCCGUUAUACAGCCACGUUCCCAUUACGUUGGAGCGGGCUGCGACGUGCGAGUUCUUGGUGAAAAAAAACAGUGACGUCUGUUUUAACUGCAAAUUACUUUGUGAAUGAGGAUUAUGAACUGGGAAUAAGAGUGGGACCAAUUCUAUAGAGCACUGAUGUAUAAUGUAUUUUUUUCAGUGUGCUCUGACCUGGAAUAAUAAGAAAGAUGCACCACCAAAGGCAUUCCAAGGACAUUAAGCGUAUUUCUUUCAGCAUUGUGGUUUUCUUUAAGGAUGAUGGAUGUCAGUCGAAUACUCUCAGACUCAUAGUGUGGACGAUCGACUUGCACCUGAAGAAUCGAUGCAUACAACAUACAUGGAUGCUGUAAUUUUGAUCUUUUAACUCACUCUUGCUGUCUUGUCCAAAUUGAAGUCUCAAUCGUAAUGAUCUCUAUUACUCUUGACAUUUUUACCAUGGCACUGGCUGCCUUCUUCUCCUAAUGGCCUGCCUAAGUGUUUGCCCUUCAUUUUUUUCUUGGGGGCUGGGGUUAUUGUCUAUUGUUUUUGAUACAUCAGUUUGUUAUGAGUAGGUUUUACUGCAAGAAUCUAAAAAAAUGUAUAAUAAUUCACUGAUUGUAGUUAAUUCAAGUAUCGAUCCCCAAGAUGGAUUUGUCAAAUCGCUAUUUAACAAAUGCAAAAUAAGUUGGAAGCAGUAAUGUCAAUAAAGACCUUCUGAAUUGAAAUUUGUCAGAAAUUUGAGUUGCACCAGUAAAGUGAUUAAAAAUU